AGAAAGAGAGAGGGCGCUGGAGGGAAACAGCUUCACAUUUUCACCGCUCACUUUUAGAUCCUGCGCCGUACGGUUUCUGUAUACGCGCUCCAAAGUAGUUUGCGCCUCUUCUGUGCAAACGAGGCCCUAUUUUAGUCCAAUAUCGUGAGUUGUAGCGGGAAAAGCUCAUUCAGCCAUGCUCCGGAGAUGUUUGAUACCACCACCAUGGCACCACCGCUGCACCGGACUACUCCAAACCGGGAAAAGGAGACUGAUCCCGGCUAUGAAGACCCAAACCCCCGUGGUGACAUUGCUGUGUCAAAACGCGUCCACAACCACCUCUGUAAUGGGAAACAACUCAAAACAGAAGACUGUUGACGACUUAACCGGACCUUCCUUUAUGAACACGUUAUAUUGGCUGUUCGUAAAGGGAUAUUUUCAACAUAUGCACCUAUUCCAGAUUGAGCAAAGUAAGAUCUGGGGUCCUUUAUGGAAGUCCAGCUUUGGUCCUCUGAGUUUGGUGAAUGUGGCAAGUCCAGAGCUGAUAGAGCAGGUUCUGAGACAGGAUGGACAGAACCCUGUACGAACAGAUAUGCCCCACUGGAGGAGCUACAGAGAGCUGAGGAACAAGGCCUAUGGACCGCUGACCGAGAUGGGGGAAAAAUGGCAUCACAUUCGCACUAUUCUGAACCCACGACUGUUAAAGCCCAAACAUGUGUCCUCCUACACAGACACCAUAAAUGAAGUGGUGACAGACUUCAUUCACAGAAUGUCAUGGCUCAGAGACACCAGCAGGGGGCAGGAGCCAGUGGUCCACAAUCUCGUUGAUGAGCUCUACAAGUUUGCUUUUGAAGGCAUUUGCUCGGUGCUGUUUGAGACUAGAAUGGGGUGUAUAGAGGAGAACAUCCCAGAGGAGACCCAGCACUUUAUCUUCUCUGUGGGCGAGAUGCUUCGACUGUCACACGUGGUCAUGAUCUUCCCCCGCCCCCUCUGGCCCUACCUGCCUCCCUACAAGAAGUUUGUGGCCGCAUGGGACCACCUCUUCAAAGUCGCUGAGGAGCUAAUUCAAAAGAAAAUUAAAGAGAUAGAGCAUAAAGUGGAUUUGGACCAGAACAUAGAUGGAGCUUAUCUGACCCACCUGCUGCUCAGUGAGAAAAUGACAGUCGAGGAGAUACUGGGCAGCGUCACUGAGCUGCUGCUGGCCGGAGUCGACACAACGUCCAACACUAUGUGCUGGACCCUGUACCAUUUGGCCCGAGAGCCAGAGAUCCAGAAGCAGCUGUAUCAGGAGGUGAGCCACAUUUGCCCUGGAGGCCGAACACCCACCAUUGACGACACGGCUCAGAUGCCCUUUAUGAAGGCCGUCGUCAAGGAGACACUACGGAUGUAUCCCAGCAUCCCCAGUAAUGCCCGUAUCUCAAUGGACAAAGAAAUCAUUGUCGGAGAUUAUCUGUUCCCAAAAAAUACACUGUUCCACCUGUGUCACUUCGCUGCCUCCCAUGAUGAGCGCGUCUUCCCCAGCCCUCGUUCCUUCCAGCCCCAGCGAUGGCUCCGCGGCUCAGAGCAGAAGUCCCAGAUGCACCCGUUUGGAUCAAUCCCGUUUGGGUUUGGGACCAGGGGGUGUCUGGGGAGACGGGUCGCUGAGCUGGAGAUGCACCUGCUGCUCACCAGGUUGAUCCAGCGAUUUGAGCUCAGACCAGACCCUGUUGGCUCAGAGGUGAAGCCCAUCACCAGAACCCUGCUCUGCCCUGAAAAAGACAUCAGUCUGCAGUUCAUAGACCGGACACUAGGAGCAGCAAAUAGCCACAUCAGAUAGACACAAGAUAUUGUUUCCACUCACUCCACUGAUUACAUCUAUGAGGACGUAAAGGUGUACUAUGGAACUUUUUGCUUAACAAACAAAAACAUCUGUAACUGAAUCAAAGCAAAAUAAAUACAGUAACUCUAAUGCCCCACUGUGGGACAUUCCAGGCAAAGCAAUCACAUCUCAUUUGAAAAAAGGUGGCAAUCUUUCACUAAAUUUGAAGUAGCAGUGUAAGAAACACAAAUCUUCAAAUCAUUUCAUACUGUCAACUGUCUUACUGUCACCUGUAGACUUACAGUGGGAAGAGUAACCAAAGCUUUUACUCACUGUUACUUCAAUAAAAAUAUUACUAAAGUGGAGUAAAAGUAUUCUGAUAAAUAUAAUUUCUUUAAAAGAAGUACUACCCACCUCCGUGCCUACACCACGUCCAAACAGUUUGCUAUGUAAGCCUGUUCAAUUCACUUUUCAAACCAAUAUGAUUCACCAUUUUAUGUAAUAAAUUAUUAUGUAAAUAAUAAAGUAUUUUUGAAAUAGCUUUAAAUGACCUAAAUCAUCCAAACUAGUUUUAAUAAGCACUAACCAAACUGUCACCUAACCAUAAAGCCUUACUGUUAGUUUAUCAAAUUGUUUUACUGUCAUUUUAAGUAAUAUGCACACAAAAAAUGUAAUUGUGAUUUUUUUACAUUUUUAUUUUUUUAGAUUGAUAUAUUUUGUUUGAAUGAAAUGUCCUACUUUGCUAACUACUUUAAGUAAUCAGUUGCUUUAUAUGCAUUUCACAGAUUAUAUUUUCAGUUUGAGAUAUAUUUCAAUAUAGCCAGAUAAUGGACAAUGCCACUAAAAUAAAUGAUUAGAUUC
Periophthalmus magnuspinnatus is the source of this 2638-nucleotide messenger RNA. RefSeq names its product sterol 26-hydroxylase, mitochondrial. NCBI's taxonomy places the organism in Eukaryota, Metazoa, Chordata, Actinopteri, Gobiiformes, Gobiidae. Gene Ontology annotation, molecular function: heme binding; iron ion binding; oxidoreductase activity, acting on paired donors, with incorporation or reduction of molecular oxygen. Gene Ontology annotation, cellular component: mitochondrial inner membrane. The record is from RefSeq and is a predicted model, not a curated record. Bases 176 to 1795 code for a protein of 539 amino acids. Gene Ontology annotation, biological process: C21-steroid hormone biosynthetic process; cholesterol metabolic process; glucocorticoid biosynthetic process. The transcript is spliced from 9 exons.